Messenger RNA from Iphiclides podalirius (scarce swallowtail), 984 nucleotides. The record is from the annotation of a GenBank genome assembly. NCBI's taxonomy places the organism in Eukaryota, Metazoa, Arthropoda, Insecta, Lepidoptera, Papilionidae.
AUGCAAUACAAUGAACUUGGUGAUACUGGCCUCAAAGUUUCUCAUGUUGGCUUGGGAGGAGCAGCAUUUAGUAAUAUUUACGGAGCCUACAAUGAAAACAGAAGCAUUGAUCUUAUUAAAGAAUCUUUGAAGCAGGGCAUAAAUUAUUUAGAAACUGGUCCAUGGUAUGGCCAAGGCUGUUCAGAAAGGACAUUAGGCAAGGCAUUGCAAGGCAUUCCACGGGAAUCUUUUAUUAUUGCGAGCAAAGUUGGACGCUACGAAAAAUCCACUGAGAAAAUGUUUGACUUCACAGCGGAGAAGACCGCGGCGGGCGUUGAUAACACCCUGAGUUUACUUGGAUUGGAUUACGUCGACCUCAUACAGGUGCAUGACGUGACCUUUGCUCCCGAUAUAUCCAUUAUCUUGAAAGAAACUCUACCGACACUGGAAAAAGCGGUCAGAGAUGGCAAGGCCCGUUACAUCGGCAUCGCUGAUUACGACAUCGACUUGAUGCAAGAGAUCAUCGAGGAAUCCGAAGUCAAGAUAUCCACAAUCCUGUCAUAUGCCAAAUCCACGCUUUUCGAUAAUCGGCUACAAAAUUACACCAACGCGUUCAAGAGUAAAGGUAUCGGAGUUAUCAACGCAGCUGCCACGGGCAUGGGAUUGCUGUCCAACAAAGGUCCUCAGCCUUGGCACCCUGCUAGUGAUGACAUCAAAGCAAUAUGUAGACGUGCUUCUGAUUACUGCAAGCAACAGGACGUGGAGCUAGCCCGUCUGGCUUCCUGGUUUACUUUAAAUCAGCCCGGCAUCGAUGUUAAUGUCUGCGGGUUUUUCAACGUGGAGCAAAUGACCGACACUCUCGAGAUUUUGAAAACUGGGCUGAACGAACACGAAAAGGCAGUGCUCGCCGAUGUCCAGACGAGAUUCUUCAAUAAAGUAACACUCCAUUGGGACGAUGUUGAAUUGCCAGCCUAUAAAGCUGAACUUAACAAAGUUUUGAACCAG